Striga asiatica is the source of this 927-nucleotide messenger RNA. NCBI's taxonomy places the organism in Eukaryota, Viridiplantae, Streptophyta, Magnoliopsida, Lamiales, Orobanchaceae. The record is from the annotation of a GenBank genome assembly.
AUGGGUGAUCACUUGUUAAGGCUUGUCAUUUGUUUAGGUUUUGUGUUGAACGGUUAUCAAACCAAUGACGAAAGUUUUGACCUCAACAUAGUUAACUUGACUUUGGUUUCGAAUGCAGUGGAAAAAGGAGCCGUUUGUAACGACGGGUCGUCAGCAGCUUACUAUUACGAUCCAGGAUUUGACGACGGCGUUAAUAAUUGGUUCGUUACCUUACAGGGUGGUGGUUGGUGCACUUCAGAUGAAACUUGUACUUAUAGAUUAACAAACGGAUUAGGAAGCAGCAAAUACUAUAAUGAGAGUGUUUUUUUCGGCGAGAUAAAAAGCACAAACCAGACUGUGAAUCCAGAUUUCUAUAAUUGGAAUAGAAUCAUUGUUGAAUACUGCGAUAGCUCAUCCUUCAUGGGGAAAUCCAAUCAUCCUAAAAUAAUUAGUAGGGGUGCCCGAAUAUUCUACGCCGUAAUGGAAGAAUUAUUGGAAAAAGGAAUGGCCAGUGCAAAAAAUGCCAUUCUUUCCGGCACAUCAGCCGGCGGAUUAUCAGCCAUUUUACAUUGCGAUGAUUUCCGGGUCCUUUUGCCUUUUACUAGUCGAGUGAAAUGCCUCGUUGAUUCUGGUUUCUUCAUUCACGCACCAAAGCUUCUUGGAGCUAAAAGGAUAGAAGAAUAUUUUGCCAAUUAUGGUGUGGCCACCACAAAAAUAUUAAGCAAGGUCCACCGUUAUUGCUCAUCAAUAGGGAUGUUUAUUCAUCCUUGUUUGCGUCAUGGCCAUUUCUUUCAAGACUCAGGAUGGCACGCGUCAUAUAAGCUGAGAGAUAAAACUAUUCCGGAAGCAGUUGGAGAUUGGUUCUAUGACAGAAGCACCCGAUUUCAAGAAAUUGAUAACCAUAAAUUUCCAUUGUCACUAAACUGCACCAAGCUUCCAACUUUAUAA